AUGGAGAACCCCAGGAGCCCCGGGCACGGCCGGGGCAGGCUGCUGCUGCUGCUGCUGCUACUGCUGGCGCCUGGGAUCCCCGCCGCCACCCCGGCUGCUGUGCCCCGGCCCGAGCGGCCCAGCCCUUGGCUCCCUUGGGCCCCGCCGCCCGCAUCGCUGACCCUGCGGGACUGGAGUCUGCAGAUGACCCGGGAGGCCGGCCCCGCCCACGGCCACGGCCCCCAGGGCCCGGUCCCCGUUCCGAGCGCCGGACCUCAGCGCCGUCUGGUGGUGGCGGACGACGCGGCGUUCCGGGAGCGGGCGCGCCUUCUGGCUGCUCUGGAGAGGCGCCGCUGGCUCAACUCCUACAUGCACAAGCUACUGGUGGUCAGCGACGCGGCCCCCGCCCCCCAAUAA
This is a messenger RNA of Gracilinanus agilis (Agile Gracile Mouse Opossum), 396 nucleotides long. It is a transcript of the gene PTH2, whose product is annotated as parathyroid hormone 2. The transcript is spliced from 2 exons. Gene Ontology annotation, biological process: neuropeptide signaling pathway. The record is from RefSeq and is a predicted model, not a curated record. The coding region runs from base 1 to 396 and encodes 131 amino acids. NCBI's taxonomy places the organism in Eukaryota, Metazoa, Chordata, Mammalia, Didelphimorphia, Didelphidae. Gene Ontology annotation, cellular component: extracellular region.